Molecule: messenger RNA, 2837 nt
Organism: Xenia sp. Carnegie-2017
Lineage: Eukaryota; Metazoa; Cnidaria; Anthozoa; Malacalcyonacea; Xeniidae
Product: USP6 N-terminal-like protein
Exons: 14
Coding region: 301-2559 (752 amino acids)
Source: RefSeq, a predicted model, not a curated record
UGCUCGACUUGCGAAAAAUGGCUGUUUGAGAAGCGUUAUUGUUGAAUGUCGUUUAUUUUGUGGUUUAAAUGCAAGAAAGAAAACGCUUUUAUGAGGAGCUUCGUUUUUUUUGAAUACUUAUGUUCUCCGCAGUAUUGAAUCCUUUUUGAAAGCAAUUCAUUUUGCUUUCGUGGAGAAUCGUGUUUAGCGGUAGAAGAACAUACUAAGUGAAGUUUUAUCCCAAGAUAUUGUAAAGUCAAAGAGUAGAGUUCAAUUCUUCCCUAUACUACGAGUCUACAUUAGAAUAUCAAAAGUCAAAAUAUGGGGACUGUUGUAGAACCUAUGGAUGAUGAUGAAUUAGAUGAUGCUGAAAGGCAACGGCGUACAAUCGUAGCCAAAUAUGAUAGAGGCUAUAAACCAAAUGAGCUUGAAGAAUGGGAAGAUGCCAGUUACAUUGUUUAUCAAGUCACUGAUAGAUAUGGCUUUAUGCAUAAGGAGCCUCUCAGUGAUGAUAGAGAUGCCAAAUUGUUGAUACAAGAACGUGAGCGAGAGUUGAAAUGGAAAAAAAUGAUCGAGAAAUGGACUAAAUAUGCCGGCAAUGAUAAGCUUCGUAAAAGAAUUUACAAAGGCAUUCCUGAUUCAAUGAGGGGAAUUGUAUGGAAAGCAUUGUUGAACAUUGAUAGAAUAAACAACAGGACAAGGCUUUAUGAGGAAUUUCGUGCUCAAGCAAGACUUUAUUCACCAGAUAUCAGACAAAUUGAUUUGGAUGUUAACAGAACUUAUCGGGAUCAUAUUAUGUUCAGAGAUAGAUAUGGAACUAAACAGCAAGAUUUGUUUCACGUUUUGGCUGCCUAUUCCAUGUAUAACCAGGAAGUUGGUUAUUGUCAGGGAAUGAGUGGAAUUGCUGCUUUGCUUUUGAUGUAUUUAAAUGAGGAGGAUGCCUUUUGGGCAUUGUCUGUUCUUAUAACCAGCAGUGAGAAGCAUUCAAUGCAUGGUUUUUUUAUCCCUGGUUUUCCAAAACUGAAACGUUUUCAAGAGCAUCAUGAAACUAUUUUGAAGAAAUUCACCCCCAAACUUUUCAAGCACUUGGAAGAAGAAGGAGUGUUCACAAGUCUCUAUACUCUCAAGUGGUUUAUGCAAUGUUUUCUUGAUAGGACACCUUUUCCUUUGACAUUACGGCUAUGGGACGUCUUUCUUUUGGAAGGAGAUAAAAUUCUUACGGCUAUGUCCUAUAACUUAAUGAAAAUACACAAGAAAAAGUUCGUGAAACAGCCUAUGGAGGAUAUUGUUGAAUUUUUACAAGAGAAAAUGUGUGACUAUCCUUACAAUCUUGAUAAUAUGAUGGACCUUUUACAGGAAGCACGUUUUGAGCUUAGGAAGGCUGGGUUGGAGUCUCCCCCUGCUCCAAGUCCUUUGGAAUUCCCCAAACUCUCCCCAGGCUCUUCCCUAAAACGCGGUGUUUUUGAAACUGCAUCUGCACGAGCGCGUAAAAAUAAAGAAAAAAAUAAAAUUAUUGCAGUUCCCGCUGGAAAGCAAGUUCUCCCCCCGUUUCCGUAUUCGGAAAAUGACGGGAUGAAGUCGGACACACGAUCUAUAUCAAUGUCAAGCUCUGGACGUCGUUCCCAAACCUCUGCCUCCAACAUUAGCGCUCGGCGCUCGGAAAAUUUUAGCACGUCUUUGAAUAGUGAAGUUAGUCAUGUUGAAAAUUUGCGAGAUACUUCGUCUAACACUGAAACAUCAUCGGAUGUUGAGAAACUAUACUCUGGAAGUGCCGUCCGACAUUCAGAAAAUACUGGAACAUUUACUAACAGUAUAGCGGGGCGAUCGGAAAAUUUCGAGUACUCCAUGGAAAGCAUCGGAAGACGAUCGGGAAGAUUCGAUCGCACCUCGGAAAGUAUGGGAAGGCGAUCAGGAAAUUAUGAGUACACUUCUGAAAGUGUGGGAAGGCGACCUGACAAUCUUCAGUUAACCACGGAAAGUGCAAGCAGACAUUCGACAAAACGCAUGGACAGUCCACAGCUGCGUUCACAAUAUAACGAAGAACGUUACAGUAGUCCUUAUACUCCAACAAGAAGUGAUGAAGUACGUCAUAUAUCUCACAAGCAUGAAGAUCUAUCUCCUGAAUAUCCUACAACACCUAGUGGUGAUCCAUUCAACUCAUUUCCGCGUUCUCCACCACGCUCGACGAGUAGUCUGAGCACAGCUGAAAUUGCAAAAUUCAAUCAGGAUCUGAAAAAUUCUUAUGCGCGAUCACAGCAACAUUAUAUACGUAAAUCUGGUAGAAGAACAAAAGAAGGCCAGUCUGUUCCUUUGAACGAUGGUAAUCGUAUUGAAGAUGGUGAAACAUAUGGUGUUAGUGUAUCUUCAGAACCAUCCAGAAAUGUUCCAUUACUCAUUAAUUUACCUGGAAGUGUUGACAUUGAACGGCAUUAUAAUAACGACAGUUCUUUCUCCGAUAUCCGUACCUCUAACGGUACUUCAACACUUGGCCAUGCACCUGUGUGGCAUCAUGAUGGACCAGAGGGGUCGAAGCAAUACACUCUGACCCAGUCCCCUAACAGACAAAUGACUUUUGUUUGAAUGAUAAAUCUUCUUUCUUUCUCAGUAAUAUUUUAACAUUUUUAAUCAUUUACUUCAUGGGAGAGUUAUUACUUUUAGAUAAAUCUACAUUUUCCAUUUAAAUUAUCCUGUUCUCGCGAAGUAAAGUAAAAAUGGAAUUGCAGUAGAGUUAAUAUUAGCAAUGCGUUGUAACAUAUUUUUUUGAGAUUUUAUCAGCUGUACACGAUGAUCUACAAUUGAAAUUGAUGUCAGUAUAUUUAGUUUAGGAUUUUGUCAAUUAUACUAUAGUAUCUAGGAAA